Osmia lignaria (orchard mason bee) is the source of this 2139-nucleotide messenger RNA. It is a transcript of the gene Hbg2, whose product is annotated as alpha-glucosidase. The record is from RefSeq and is a predicted model, not a curated record. Gene Ontology annotation, biological process: carbohydrate metabolic process. Lineage: Eukaryota; Metazoa; Arthropoda; Insecta; Hymenoptera; Megachilidae.
AGGGCCGUUGCUCGACGAGCAAUCGUUAGUUACUCGACGGCAUGGUUCGAUUAUUUUUGGUCGCGUGUUUCGCGCUGUUUGCGCUGCUCGUUGUCGCGGAACCCAGCACCAACUGGUACAAACGUGGCACCGUUGUCUAUCAAAUUUACCCGAGAAGCUUCAAAGACAGCAACGGAGACGGUAUCGGUGACUUGAACGGCAUUACCAGCAAGCUAGACCAUGUAAAGGACAUCGGUGCCAAGGCUGUUUGGUUGUCCCCCAUCUUCUCGAGUCCACAGGUCGAUUUCGGUUACGACAUUUCCAACUUUACGAACAUCGACUCAGACUACGGCACCUUGGCCGAUUUUGACCGAUUCGUGGCCAAGGCCAGGUACCUUAGACUGAAGGUGAUCUUGGAUUUUGUGCCUAACCACAGUUCCCACGAGCAUCCGUGGUUCAAGAAGAGCAUACAAAGGAUCAAACCGUACGACGAGUACUACGUAUGGCGCGAUGCCAAGAUCGUGAAUGGAAACAGACAUCCGCCGAACAACUGGUUGAGCAACUUUGGAGGCUCAGCUUGGGAAUGGAAUGACUUACGCAAACAGUAUUACCUGCAUCAGUUCGCAAGGGGUCAACCGGAUUUGAAUUACCAUAGCGAAAGGUUGAAUCAGGAGAUGAUGGACGUACUGACCUUCUGGAUGAACCGCGGAGUCGAUGGAUUCCGUAUCGACGCGAUUAAUCAUCUGUUCGAGGACCCUAAUUUCCGUGACGAACCGAAGGCAAACGUGACCGGUGUCCCUGAUGACGAUUACGACAGUCUGCUUCAUAUUUACACAAAAAACCUGAAUGAAACUUACGAGGUGCUAAAGGGCUGGAGAAAAUUGUUGGACGACCACUCUGACAAUAGCAAUUCUGAAUCAAAGAUGAUUAUCACGGAAGCGUACGCCAACCACGAACAAACGAUCAAGUAUUACACCGCUGGUUCCAUACCCUUCAAUUUUAUGUUCAUCGCCGAGCUGAACAACCAGUCCAGCGCGGCAGACUUCAAGAGACUGAUCGACAAGUGGGUGAGCAGUGUGCCAAAAGGGAAGGUGUCUAACUGGGUGGUUGGAAAUCACGACAACCACCGCGUAGCGACGAGAUUCGGUAGCAGACGAGCUGAUCAAAUUUCCAUGUUGUCGAUGUUGCUUCCUGGAAUAGCUGUUAUUUACAACGGCGACGAAAUCGGAAUGGAGGACAGGAAUUUCACCUACAAGGAGACCAUCGACCCGCCUGGAUGCAAUGCUGGCCCGGAGAGGUACUAUCUCAAGUCGAGAGACCCUGAAAGAACUCCCUACCAAUGGGACAAUACUAUCAGCGCUGGAUUCUCUACCACAAAUGUCACUUGGUUGCCCGUCAAUAGCAAUUACAAGUAUCUGAAUCUAGCGGCACAGAAAGAGGCAGCAGUGUCCCAUUACAAGGUGUUCAAAGCUUUGGCCGCUUUGAAGGACAAAUCCGCUGUCGCUCACAGUUAUCUGAACGUGUUGGAGCUUUCGAAAAACGUUUUGGCUGUUGUUCGUAGUAUAGGAUCCAGGGCUGCCGUGCUCUUGAUCAACUUUUCCGAAACUUCUGUCACUGUCAACGUCACGAGCGUGUUGAAUGUUCCGUCUGAUCUAUUGGUAUACACCUCCAGCGUUGGGUCUGAACUUGUAGUAGGUACAAGGGUCAAUCCAGCCAAUAUCAGGCUACCUGGGGCUGCUUCGGUCGUCUACGUUACUCCUAAUCUCCAUUAAUUCUCCACACGAUUAGUACUUUUCUUUCUUUCUUUCUUUCUUUAUUUUCUAAUAACACGUUUCCGUUUGCGUUUGGAAACGAGAAUUUAUGUCUGCUUCUUUUCAUGUUUUAUAACUCUGGUACGAAGAUCAAACUUUCCUAUAAUUAGAUAUAAUUUACAGCGAUCUUGCAAUUGCCGCAAACCAAGCCCAUUAUUAUUUAACAAUUUUUAUCGUGUUAUUGUAACACUUGACACAGCCGCGUGAUUAAAGGUGGUUCAAUUUCCACUCGCGUGAUCCUUGGAUAGUAUUAAUGAAAUGUCUAGAUAUACAUACGUGUAUUACUUUGACUGACGAGAAUCAUUGAUCAAUGUAAAUAAUUGUGAGUAAUAAAAUUAAUUUUCAUUGA